CAUUUUAAUUUAUGAUUUUAACCUUUAAAGUACAUUUAAAUAGGGUUUAAAUGAAUGUGAAAUACAACCAAAAUUAAGGCAACAAGCUAGAUAACAAGUAGUUUUAAAACUUAUUGUAAAGAAUGGCCAAACUUAUUAGAAAUAAUGCAUUGUUUGCGAAAUACUUGUUUGCAGAUAAUAAAAGAACACGCUCCACCUCAAUGCUUUAUCCACACAACGACAAAUCUUAAUAAAUGCCAAGCUGGUAGAUAUCGAAUAUCACUUAGAAAAGAUUUCCCUUUAACCUACGAAAUGGCAAAUCCACCUCAUCAAAUAGCACAUCGAAAAGCAUGGAACUCAUGGAAUACAUCAAAUGUAGAUGGGGGCGUACGUCCUGCUGAAACUGCAGUUGAAGAUUUGUUCAUUAGAAAAUUUAUUACAGGAACUUGGCAUAAUCUAUUUGUUAGUGAAGUAAUAAUUAAAAGACAACACAAUAUUAUUCGUAUUGCAGGAAUAGUUCACCAACAAGCAAAUGCUAGACAAAUGUAUUUUCUGAUUGGUUAUUGUGAGGAACUUCUUAGCUAUUGGUUGCAGUGUCUUGUUAAAAUGGAACUUCAAACUGUACAGGAUAAACGUGAUGUAGUGUUUAAAUAUAUUUAAAAUGUCUUUACUAUUUUACACUGAUCUAUAUUGAUUAUAGUUUAAUGUAGCUAGUUAUAAAAGUGUUUAUGUGAGAAAUUGAUUGGUAAAAUAAUUUAUUUGAAAACCUACAGAUAAGAAAAAACUUAAAACUGCAUGAAAAGUUUUGUUUUGCUGUGAAAAUUGAAUAAAAAUUCAAGUUUGUAAUGCACAGUCAAAAUUUGACCACUUGUGCCACUUUAUCUUUAUCCCUUUUUAAAAUAAAUAAAAAAGGCGUUGGUUUUACUUAAAAGGUC
Molecule: messenger RNA, 914 nt
Organism: Agrilus planipennis (emerald ash borer)
Lineage: Eukaryota; Metazoa; Arthropoda; Insecta; Coleoptera; Buprestidae
Gene: mRpS24
Product: 28S ribosomal protein S24, mitochondrial
Exons: 3
Coding region: 145-639 (164 amino acids)
Biological process (GO): translation
Cellular component (GO): mitochondrion
Source: RefSeq, a predicted model, not a curated record